CCCGCCUGCUCUGAGUGAGGAACAAACUAAGAGCAGAAUCGCUCGCUCUAGAACUCCAGGCGGCCCCUGACAAUGGGCACGCAAGAGAGUUUUUAGGAGUGUAGAAGACGAAGGAGGACAAAUCAUGAACGCCACGGGACGGGGAGGUUCGACGGCGGGCUACGGCAACCGCAGCGAGGACCGGCGGACUCCCGAGCGAGAGUCCUCGGAGGGAUGCUACGAGCAGCUGCUGAUCUCCACCGAGGUCUUCCUGACCCUUGGCAUCAUCAGCCUGUUGGAGAACGUCCUGGUGGUGGUGGCCAUCGUCAAGAACAAGAACCUGCACUCGCCCAUGUACUUCUUCAUCUGCAGCCUGGCCGUGGCCGACAUGCUGGUGAGCGUCUCCAACGCCUCCGAGACGGUGGUCAUCGCCCUGAUCAACGGCGGCACGCUGCGCAUCCCGGUGCGGCUCAUCAAGAACCUGGACAACGUCUUUGACUCCAUGAUCUGCAGCUCGCUGCUGGCGUCCAUCUGCAGCCUGCUGGCCAUCGCCAUUGACCGCUACAUCACCAUCUUCUACGCGCUACGCUACCACAACAUGGUCACGUUGAGGAGGGCUGCCAUGGUCAUCGCCGGCAUCUGGACCUGCUGCAUCGCGUCGGGCGUGCUCUUCAUCGUCCACUCCGAGAGCACGGGCGUGCUGGUCUGCCUGAUCGGCAUGUUUUUCACCAUGCUGGUGCUGAUGGCCUCUUUGUACGUGCACAUGUUCCUGCUGGCGCGCCUGCACAUGAAGCGCAUCGCCGCGCUGCCGGGGCGCCCGCCGCUGAGGCAGCGCGCCAACAUGAAGGGCGCCGUCACGCUCACCAUCCUGCUGGGCGUCUUUGUGGUGUGCUGGGCGCCCUUCUUCCUGCACCUCAUCCUCAUGAUCAGCUGCCCGCGCAACCCCUACUGCACCUGCUUCAUGUCGCACUUCAACAUGUACCUCAUCCUCAUCAUGUGCAACUCGGUCAUCGACCCCAUCAUCUACGCCUUCAGGAGCCAGGAGAUGAGGGAAACCUUCAAGGAGAUCUUCUGGUGCUCGCACGGCCUCGCCUGCGUCUGAACUGUGAGCCGUGGGCGCCUUUCACCGAGACUGACGUGCGUUCAUCAUGAAGUUUGAAAUUAAGUCCAUCAACGCCAUCAUCGAUGCCUUCAGGAGAUGAGAGAGAGAUCUUCAAGGAGAUUUUCCACUUGCCUGUCCACUUAGAUUGCACCAAGGUCGAUUUCUCCAAGGGAACCAGCCGCCUUCCUUCAAAGUCGGGGACGACUGUUGACUGCCAAAUCUUAAUCCUAAAUCUUAUAAAGUGAAGAUCAUGCUGAUAUAUUUUGCACAAGAUUAAAUGUCAUCAACCCCCAUUGCCGAGACACCUGCAAAUGUGUGUCUUCUACUUUCUUCUAAAUUCACAUUCAUCCAAGAAAACAUUGGUAAGGAGACUCUAUCUCCUUUCCAAACAUCCUCCCUCCCAAAAGAAGAGCCGUGAAGAUCUAAAAGCUCCACUCCGACUCGUGCUUGAUUUACUGCGUCGCAAUACUUUUGUCCAGAUUACAGCUCCAGCCUUCAGUUCCCCCCCCAAGCCCUGAGUGAGUGUGUGGGAAGAAACAAGACAGAGGGGAUGUCGAGUCAUCUGAUGGCAGAAAAAAAAAAAGUGCUGAUUGCACGUGAUCGGCAAAACCGGCGCGACAUCUAAACACAAACAUACAUUCACCACAAAGACUUGAAGUGUCCCUGGCGUUGCCUUCCCCCGCCGCCCCCCGCUUUUGCUGCAGCUCCAAAAAAAGACAGGAACAUGCUCUCGGGCAAUCAUGAGGCCAGAGAAUGCACAACUGAGAGAUUGUUGCACUUAUGUAAAGUUUUUGUCAAACGACCGACUGAGCCUGAUGAAGCCAACAUCUUUAGUCCACUCAAAAAAAUUGGGGUCACAAACAUUUGGGGUUCAGGAACCCCUUACAAGGAAUACAUUUUACCAAGGUCCCUCUCAUAAUCAAAACGUCAAUUAAACAACGUGAAAUAGGAAUUUAAAAU
Molecule: messenger RNA, 2041 nt
Organism: Syngnathus typhle (broad-nosed pipefish)
Lineage: Eukaryota; Metazoa; Chordata; Actinopteri; Syngnathiformes; Syngnathidae
Gene: mc4r
Product: melanocortin 4 receptor
Exons: 1
Coding region: 125-1081 (318 amino acids)
Biological process (GO): G protein-coupled receptor signaling pathway
Cellular component (GO): membrane
Molecular function (GO): melanocyte-stimulating hormone receptor activity
Source: RefSeq, a predicted model, not a curated record